Messenger RNA from Cololabis saira (Pacific saury), 2023 nucleotides. It is a transcript of the gene fgb, whose product is annotated as fibrinogen beta chain. Gene Ontology annotation, cellular component: fibrinogen complex. The record is from RefSeq and is a predicted model, not a curated record. Gene Ontology annotation, molecular function: signaling receptor binding. Gene Ontology annotation, biological process: blood coagulation; platelet activation; protein polymerization. Lineage: Eukaryota; Metazoa; Chordata; Actinopteri; Beloniformes; Belonidae.
ACAGAAGGAGCUUCAGAAACCCGGAGACAUGAAGACGCUGCUGCUGCUGGGCUUGUGCCUGUACGCCGUCUGGGCUCAGGACGUGUUCGAGUUCGACGACUACACCCUGGACAACACGUCCGCAGAAAAGAACCAAGCGGGGACGACGGUGGACGCUCGCGGCCACCGGCCGUCGGUCGGCAGGGAGAGGUACACGCCGAACAGAUACAGCCCUCCCCUCAGCGGAGGCAGCAGGUACCGCGGCCGGCCGACUCCCGCCCCGGUCGGCGCGCAGGUGCAGGAGAAACUGCCGCCGCCUGAUGCAGGAGGAUGCACGCACGCUUCGGAGGACAUGGGUGUCUUGUGUCCGACCGGCUGCGAGCUGAAGACCACGCUGGUGAAGCAGGAGAGGAACGUCAGGACGAUCAUCAAUGAACUGAAGCCUCAGCUCAACGACUUGUCCCAGUCCUCCAACACCAUCUACAACUACGUCAACGGGAUGUCCAAUUCCCUGAGGGAGAGACAGAGGAUCUUUGGCGACAACAACAGGGUGGUGAGUCAGUACACGGAUCAGGUGGAGGAGCAGCACGCCUACAUCAAGGACACGGUGGACACGGUUUUCCCCUCCAACAUCAGAGUCCUGCAGGGAGUCCUGGACAAGAUCAGGGUCAAGAUCCAGAAGCUGGAGAAGGCCAUCCAGGCCCAGGUGGACGGCUGCAGGGAGCCGUGCACGACCAAGUGCCCCAUACCCGUUGUGUCUGGUAAGGAGUGUGAGGACAUCUUCCGCCGCGGAGGAAGAGACUCCCAGAUGUACCUGAUCCAGCCCGACGGCCUCUACCCCCCGUACAAGGUGUACUGUGACCAGAGCACCCAGAACGGAGGGUGGGUCCUCAUCCAGAACAGGCUCGACGGCAGUGUCGACUUUGGCCGUCGUUGGGAUGAGUAUCGUCGCGGCUUCGGUAACACGGCGUUCACAUCCAGCAAGAGCCACUGCGACACCCCCGGUGAAUACUGGUUGGGCAACGACCGCAUCAGUACACUGACCAAGAUGGGCCCCACUGAGGUUCUCAUUGAGAUGAAGGACUGGACCGGAGCCUCGGUGCACGCCCAGUACCGCGCCUUCACCAUCCAGUCAGACACAUCCAACUACGUGCUGGCCGUGGACGGUUACUCUGGUAACGCCGGCGACGGCUUCCUGGAAGGAUCCCUGGAGCUCUUCGGUGAAAACCGCACCAUGACCAUCCACAACGGCAUGAUGUUCAGCACCUACGAUAGAGACAACGACAACUGGACCCCUGGAGAUCCGUCCAAGCAGUGUUCCAGAGAGGACGGCGGUGGCUGGUGGUACAACCGCUGCCACUCAGCCAAUCCCAACGGCCGAUACUACAUCGGGGGGGCGUACACGUCGAAGAUGUCGAAGCACGGCACAGACGACGGCGUGGUGUGGAUGAACUGGAAGGGCAGCUGGCAUUCGCUCAAGGCCAUCAGCAUGAAGAUCCGGCCGUACAUCGCCUCCUAAUGAUCCGGGCCCAAGCGUCAACACAUGCAACAGGAACCCGCCAAAAUAAGAGACAAACCCAAGAGCUCCAACAGAGGAGUAAAGAGAUGAAAGAACAAAACACGUCACUGAUCAACACCCUUCGGGUUUUUCUUUUUAUUCAUAUUCACACGAAAUAAAAAUGGAGUCAGAAAAAACAAGUUUAAGAGGAAGUGAAUAACUGUUACUAUUAUAAAUAAACGUAAUAUAUAUAUAUAUAUAUAUAUAUAUAUAUAUAUAUAUAUAUAUAUAUAUAUAUAUAUAUAUAUAUAUAUUACACAUAAAGUAUUGUAUUGUGCACUUCAACAAGUGGAAGACGGAUCUUUUCUGUUAACGUAUACGUGAUCUUUGCAUUUUGACCUAGCAGCAGAUGUCUUUAGAGGAAUAAGUAGAGAAACCUGAAGAGUUGUGAGUUGAUGUGUUUGUUCUUGGUUGUCAUGUGUGACGUCAUCAGGACGGGUUCGUUCAACCGUCCUCCGCUACUCAAUAAACACGUUGAGGAACAUA